Molecule: messenger RNA, 5009 nt
Organism: Drosophila nasuta
Lineage: Eukaryota; Metazoa; Arthropoda; Insecta; Diptera; Drosophilidae
Gene: lqfR
Product: clathrin interactor lqfR
Exons: 7
Coding region: 275-4507 (1410 amino acids)
Biological process (GO): endocytosis
Cellular component (GO): clathrin vesicle coat; endosome; plasma membrane
Molecular function (GO): clathrin binding; phospholipid binding
Source: RefSeq, a predicted model, not a curated record
AUAGUAUUCGUAACACUGGCGAGGGACAGCUCACCAAAAUUCUGCCCGAGCAGUGUUUUUUGCCUUUUCGUUUAAAUUUUAUACUUUUUAUUUGGCCAAAAGCAAUAAAACGCGCCUCAAUACAUGAAACUCACCAAGCAGAGCUUUUAAUAAAUAUAUACACAUAUAUUUAUAUUCGUGAAGAUAUUGAAUAUAACAGAAAGUCAAACAAGUUUGUCUGCCAGUGAUUUGGCAAGUUAGUGUGAAAAAUUCCAAAGCAGAAAAUUGCGUUAAAAUGGUUGAUAAAUUUAUCAGUAUGUGGAAAGUGCGCGAACUAGCGGACAAAGUCACCAAUGUCGUCAUGAACUACACAGAGAUUGAGGGCAAGGUACGCGAGGCAACCAAUGAUGAUCCCUGGGGUCCAACUGGGCCACUUAUGCAGGAGUUGGCACAUGCCACAUUCUCUUACGAAACCUUCCCCGAAGUGAUGUCCAUGCUUUGGAAACGCAUGCUGCAGGACAAUAAAACCAAUUGGCGGCGCACUUACAAAAGUCUGCUGUUAUUAAACUAUUUGGUGCGCAACGGGUCGGAACGAGUGGUUACCUCCUCCCGGGAGCACAUCUAUGAUCUGCGCUCAUUGGAAAAUUACACGUUCACCGACGAGGGUGGCAAGGAUCAGGGUAUUAAUGUUAGGCAUAAGGUAAGAGAGCUUAUAGACUUUAUUCAAGACGAUGAUCGCUUGCGCGACGAGCGCAAAAAGGCCAAAAAGAAUAAGGACAAAUACAUUGGCAUGAGCAGCGAUGCAAUGGGCUCCCGAAGCGGGGGUUACAGUGGCUACAGUGGUGGCGGCGGUGGAGGUAGCGGUGGCGGCUACAACGACGGCGAAUGGCGAAGUAAUCGAGGAGAAAAUUGGUACUCUGAUAAGAGCUCUGCAGAGCGUUACGAAGACGAGGAUACUCAUUACGACGGCGAACGAGAAGGAUCCGACAGUGACUCGCCCAGUCCAAGGCGCAACUAUCGUUACAAUGAUCGCGCCAGUCCUGCAGAGAUAGCCGCUGAAAGUAAACCGCAGAACCUGAGUAUGAAUAUACGCUCAAAGUCUGCUGUCAGCUCGCCGGUCUCCAAGCAACCUACUUCAGCAACAAGCGGCAGCGGUUCGAAGCCAUCGGUAACUCAAAAGAAAAUAAAUUUGGGUGCUGCUGCCAACUUUGGGAAGACCUCAAGUGCCGCUGGCAUUCAUUCGCCCACACAUCGUGAUACGCCCACCAAUAACAGCAUCGAUCUAAUGGGCGCCGCGUCACCAAACAACAACAGUACACCGAGCAAUAGUAAUGAUCUACUGGAUGAUCUAUUCAAAACUUGUUCUCCGACGCCAGUUCAACAACAACAGCAAACGCAAGGCGAGAAGACAUUAAAUAGUGCCGCAAUCAUUGCCGAUGACGAUGAUGACUUCAACCCGCGAGCUGGUGACGCUGGUGCCGUUCAAGAAUUUGGAGAUUUUGCCGCUGCUUUUGGAGGCGAACCAUCGCUACCCUCAGCUGGCAUCAUUCCGUCUGCUGGCAAUGAUGAGUUUGCAGACUUUGCUGCAUUUCAAGGCUCCACAUCUUCGACAACAACAUUGGAUAACCAGUUACUGACCACUGCGACGCCAACUAAUGAUGCCUUUGACUUGUUCAACUCUUCGGCGCCAGUAGCAACAGUAGCAAUGGGCGCACCUACGGCUACUGAUCUUCUAGCCGGAUUAGGGGACCUAUCGAUCCACCAGAGCAUGCCAAUGGCAUUUGAAGCACAGCCAUCGUCGAAGUCUUCGUCAUCUCCAUCUGCAGUAGCACGUCUGGCCUUAUCUAAAGCGAUUGCACAGCUGCGUGAGCUAUCGCGAGUGCAGAGCUCCACUGAUGCCAGCUUUGUGGCUGACACACUGCGCCAGCUGCACAGAAGUAAUGCACUGCCUGGAUACGCGACACCAGAGCAGAUCGUUGGCCUUGAUUGCCAGGCAAUUGAUUGGUCCGUCCUGGCCAGCAACGAAUAUGCGGCUCUCCUAGCGCAGCUUACUAGAUUAUUUACCCCCGACUGGCCGCAGCCCAAUGCUGAUGUGGAUGUUUUGAAUUUGUUUAAACUGGAUUACUGCUUUGAGUACACGCAAACUUCGUUGGAGCUCCUGCAACGGCAGUUGGAACGAGUGCCGAGCACUUCUAGUUGCAUGCUAGAAGCGCUGCUAAAGGAUGAGAGUCUAAUUGCUGUGAGUCUGCUGCACAUUGCACGACAACGAGGAGCACUAAUGCAACGCUUUGGGCGAACUAUCAAGAUUCUACCAGAGCGACAGCUGGAUGAGCACGAUGCGCAGAUUGCACAAUUUAUCCAGCUUCUGAUUGGAUUGCCCAACUUGGUGGCCAACAAACUGGGACGACAAUUUCCAGCAAUCUUUGCCCCGUUUAACUAUAGUCAAUUGAUGCUACGUCAAUGGCUUAAGGCGCUGCACUUUAUGCUACAGUGCGAGGAUAUUAUUGGCUACUUCGAUCUAUGCCCAUUCAGCUGGCUGCUGUCGCGAGUUAUCAACCAUUACCCCGAUGCCUCCACAUUAGAAUCACUGCUACGCUUGCUCGCUGAGUAUGCGGUUAUGCCAAAGGCAAGAAUCGUAGUACGACAAAUCAUGCUUGAGCUGGAGCCUUCCGCUUGCUUUAAGGUAGCACAGAUAGCAGUGAAUGCAAAGCUCAAUCUGUACUUGCUCUUGGGAUCAACUAUAUUAGAGAGCUCUCACUGGGAACACUGUUUACUGCAGAAACUGCCACUUCAAUGCGCACCCACUGCAAAUGAAGCACUGUGUUCGUUCAUUGGGUAUCUUAAUGUAAUUGCGCCAUUUCGCCUGAAAUUGCUUUUCACACAGCUGAUGGGCAUCUGGUGCAAGCGUUUGACUCUGCAAAAGUUGAGCAGACAAGAGCAUGUGAGCAUUAGCAAGCUUCUUAUUCUUUCUGGAAAAUGCCAAGGAGAUCUGGACCUGGACCUCAAUCGCCAACUGCACGACGGCUUAAGUCAUCAUCUGCAGUCCUCUGACGCAGUGCAACGAUAUAUCGGCAUGAAGACAGUAGAACUGCUUUAUAAUUUCAUGCAGCCCGCUGAAGAGAUGUCAUUAAAGUUCGAAUAUACUGGGUUAAAAGAGACACCGCAUUGGCGCAUUCUCGAGGAGCUCGACGAACUAGCCCGCUUCGAAUAUCCCACUAAAAAGGAAUUAAACGAGCAACCAAAUCGAGCUCAAAGUCAGCGACUUGAACUGCAAAUUAUUCAGUUUAUGGGAGAUCAAAAGACACCAGAACAAAAUACAAGCGGCAUCAAACGGAUUGAACCAGGACGGGACGCACCGAAUAAUGUGAGCAUGCAGUUGGACUUGGACUCUGAUGAUGAGUUACCCGCGCAGUCGCUUGAUGAAGAUGACAUCGACUUGAAGCCCUAUGACAUGUCCAAUGACACGUCUAGUACAGUGGAGCAACGUCCCAGAUUUCUUCUUGACUUGUUGCACUUGCUGCAAACCAAAGUUCAAAAUUAUCAGGUCUUCGAAGCUGCACUUGGCACAGCCGAGCAGCUAAUCCGAAGCCAACUGACGAAGCAUGACAAGAAAUUAGCUCUGGAGUUGAUGCAGCUCUUCAUUACUCUUGAGAUGCAGUACUAUUUUGAGAACUUUGAGCAGACACAGUUCAGGUGUUGUGUGGCCAUCUGUGUAUCCCAUCCUGGUGCCUCCGCCGAGUUCCUGUGCCGGGAGUUUCACACAGCCAACUCACGAUAUGCCUUAAAAGUGCGCAUCCUAAUACUGCAGGUGUUGUGCACAGCAGCCAAGGAGUUGGCCGAUGACAAGGCGCUUGAAACGGGAAGUCAACAAAUCCUUGAGAUCGUGCCACCAGCUGCAAAGCAAAUGCGAAAGUUUCAGCUCCACUCCGACCAAGAUGAAGCCACAGAGCGUUUAGUUGCUGCUCAGCGCAUCAUCAGAGAACGUUUGCGGACAAAAACAAAGCAUUAUAUUAGCAAGCAGAAGACGCACGAGAAGAGGAGUGGCCAGGCGAACCGCUUCCAUGCAUUUGCCGGCACAUUUUUCUUUGGGCUUGUGCGUGGUCAGCGAACGAGUAGCAUGUUAUAUGCCAAAUAUGACAACAUUGGCUACGACAUUGAUAGCCAGCUGCUAGUUAAUAUGCUGCACACGAUGGCCGUGCUUAUCAUGUGUGCGCAGAAUUGUCCCUUGUUACCCACAAUGGCUCGGGAGGUCUUUGAUUUGUGCACUUUUAUACGCUUUAAUCCCGAGGCACGCGUUCGAGCAGCGACUCUCCAGCUCUUGGGUAUUACACUGGUCACCACGCCUGCUGACCUGUUAACUACUCACUUUGCCGAGUCUCUAAAUGAGCUACAACACUGGCUCAAGGAUUUUAUGCGUUCACCUCUUCUGGGCGGCGAGGCAUCCGAUGAGUGCCGUGAGCUUGCCGAGCAAAUAUUGUCCACGUGCUAUAAGUUAUUUGAUUCGUCGUCAGAAAGUCAUUCCGUUUAAGUCAAACUAUAGUUAUAAGCGACAUUCGAGCUGCGAGCAAACUGAAACUAUAAAUAAAUUCGCUUCUAUUGAAAUGAAAAAUUAAAAAACUAUUCUGCAGAAUGCGUAUUUGUCUAUUUAUUGACAUGGAUUUAAGAAGAUUUAAGAAUGUAUUAUAAUAUGUAGUCGCUAGAUGAACCGUUUGUCAAUAUUCAGAUUUAUUUGAAAUAAAUUUUCACUUUAUUUUUGUUCUUUUUCCCUUUAUCAAAAAUGAAAUUGCCAUAAUUGCGCACAAUGUAAUAAUGAUAACUUGUAUUUGAAGCAUUUCUCAAUAUACCGGGCAUUGUGCCUCAGCCUCGGACGCACUAGAUAAUAUGCUGCCGCCUAUAGCAGCUGUUUCUGGCAACAAUCUGCUUCAGCCAAUGUCUGCCGCAAGCAACAACAAUAAUCGUAAUUCAAGCACCAAUGGCACCGAGACGACAACCACGCAGUCAACAAAUGUUGGUGCCACUUGGUCGGGUAA